UUGACCGGGAAGUGAUAUGUUGAGUCUCACCCAUAAUAUUUGUAGCUUACAUGGGUCGUUUGUAUAAACAAAACGGAUCGUUGUAGCGUUUUUGGGAAUUGUAAGCGAUGUCGCCUCGCGUGCGCGUUACUAACACACCGCAACGCUUUUGUCGUCGUUAUCAGCGUGCGUAAACUCGGCCCGUUUAGCGUAACAGCGCCGUGCGGAGCGCUAAAUAAAGGCAUUUAGUGUCUGACCAAGACGGAACUGACUGUUUGUGCUGCGAAAAUAUGGCAGAGUUGCACGUUGAGCCCAGCGCGACUGGCAUCAUUGAGCAGACCGAGCAUUGUGAGAUCAGAGGCUCAGUGAACGUGAGACUCCCGUCGCCUACUCUGGUGAUUCCGCCCCGGAGCGGCUUGUCCAGUCCAGGGGUCUCCGGCUCCAGAGCAGUGUUUGGGUUCCCUAUGAAGAGCAACCCCACUUCCCCAUCACCAGAAGCCACAGAGAAACCAGGAUCUCGGUGGGUUCGGCUCAAUGUCGGGGGAACCUACUUUGUUACAACCAAACAGACCCUUUGCAGGGAUCCUAAAUCGUUUCUGUAUCGAUUAUGUCAGGAAGAUCCAGAUCUGGAUUCGGAUAAGGAUGAGACAGGAGCAUAUUUGAUUGACAGGGAUCCCACAUAUUUCGGACCUAUCUUAAACUACUUGAGGCAUGGGAAGUUGAUCAUCAACAAGAACCUCGCUGAGGAGGGUGUUCUAGAGGAAGCAGAGUUUUACAACAUUGCAUCACUUGUGAGGCUGGUGAAGGAGAGAAUACGAGACAAUGAAAACAGAACGUCUCAGGGCCCUGUGAAGCAUGUGUAUCGUGUAUUACAAUGUCAAGAAGAGGAGCUCACUCAGAUGGUUUCCACCAUGUCAGACGGAUGGAAGUUUGAACAGCUCAUAAGUAUUGGCUCCUCCUAUAACUAUGGCAACGAGGACCAGGCCGAAUUCCUGUGCGUCGUUUCCCGGGAGCUCAACAACUCCACUAACGGAAUUGUUAUCGAGCCCACCGAGAAGGCUAAGAUCCUUCAGGAGAGGGGGUCCAGGAUGUGAGGAACCUGGUGCCUGAGCCCACACAGAUGUCCCAUCCCUCACUUCCUUUCUCCAGAUCCUCCUCCACCACACAGCUGAUUCCAAGUUCAUCAGCCCACCACCUCUCACCUCACCCUCCCCUCCUCCCUUGUGCCUUUCCACUGUGGGGGUUUCAGUCCCCCUCCUCCCUGCAGUGCUGCAACAUUAACCGAUCAGCACCACCACUAACUAUCACUGCUAUUAUCGACUAAUCAAAAAUGCGUCCGAGGUCAAACCUCAGACCAUCACAUUUGAUGCAAGACUGCUCAGAGAGAGGAUUACAGGGAAGGAUUCAUCAUUCAUCCUAAUGCUUAUUUAUGCAGACUUCAUCAUCAUCAUCAUCAUCCUCUUCCUCAUAUCCCGGUCAUUAUCAUCAUAAUCUUUACAGCUGCUGGCUUUAAAUGUUUUAAGGGGGGGUUCAGUUGCCCCUGUUGGUUCGGCUGCAUCCACAUGACCAUAAUCUCCUCAGGACUUCCAAAUGGCGUGCAAGAUAGACCGUCGAUACAGCUUCUCAUAACAACCACAUUAACUUACACUGUAAAUCAUUAGCAUCAUUUCAGAAUUAAUUUCCCAUUGCCUGGUCAGACCCGAGAGCACAGCAGAUGGCACAACGGAUAAAACAAAGACAGCGGCUUUUGAACAUUCAGAAAUUUGUUUAUUCAGAGCGGCAUGUUUCUUUUGUUAACUACCCAUUUACCCGUCUGGAAAGGACCAGAGGAGAAGGGAGAACUCAUACUGCCAAUUGUCCGGUCAGAUGCCCCAAAUCGCGUGUCCAUCGCUGUGAAGAUGUCUCACAUUUCCAAUUUGCUCCGGUUGACUUUUGUCAUCCUGGAUAUUUUUUUUUUUUGCCUUGUCGCUGUGGAUAUUUCAAAACAGGAAAUUUAAAAAACAAAGAAAUAUGUGGUUUUAGGGCAUGUGAGGAUUAUGUAUAUUCAAAACAUAUGUAUUAUGAAGAGGCCGAUUGCAAGUCAUGUAAUUGUUGAUAUCUGUACCAUAGUGGUCGUUUUUUGUGUUUAUCAAGAUGAGUUUCUCUAUUUGAUUGGGGAAGGUUCUGAAUCGACCCCUAAUGUACUUUUUUUAAAAGCCUGGUUGCCGAGAUGUGAAUUUUUUUGGUUGUGGUUUUCCUUUAAACACUUUGUCGAUGACUGGAAAAAAAAAACUAAACAGGAGACUUCUUGUAUAGAGGUAUCAGGCCUACAUAGUCCAGGUGGUUCAGGAGACUGUUGUUGGACAAAGUGCCCACAAGUUUUGAGUCAGGGCAAAACUGCAUUAGUGGCUCUUUGUUGCAUUUUUUGACUCUCCCUGUAACAUUUUGGCUAUUUAACUGUUUAACUCAUUUUUGUUUAAAGUCUGAUCACGUCAGUGGAAUGUUUUUGAAUGUACAGGGCUCCAUUUAUUAUGGAACGUUCUUGCCAUUUUCUUUUUUAAAUUUCAAAAUCUAAUAUCAUUUCAGGUAAAUCAUUUUAACAUUGAAGCUCUGUCUUUGAAACUGGCUGCCCUUGUUGUUUAACAGCAGAUAAACUUGAUCUCCUGUAUUUUUUUUUUAUAUUUACAUUGUGGUUUCUCUGAAUCUACUGUGACUACAUCACAAAUUGUCAGUAUUUGAACGGUAUCCAGGCUGUAUUUUGGUCAUUCGGUUCUUCAUAUCUAUUGAUGAAAUAUCGUUGAAUCUAGGGGUCAGUCUAAGAUGGCAUCAUGUACGUGGACUUUAGGUGACGUUUUUAUGGUCUGCAGUGUUUUAAAGUGUUCUCUCUAAAUACAUUUAAGAAAUUUUACCUCUUUAAUCUCGUGUCCUUUGAUUGAUCAAAUCAAGAAGGCAAAGUACUUGAGUUUGUGAGCCACUUUGUGGUUGUUGGCUUUCCCUUUCUUCGGUUGUGUUAAUGUUUGCCCCCUCCUGGAGAGAAUUAAUUUGUUCAGCCCCACUUAUUAGUCAUUGAAGCUCCUGUAACAGGACCUCGGCUCUCUCACAGGAUCCUAUUGUACAUUUCCAUUGUUCAAAUAGGUUUAAGGUCUAAUUUCAAAGAAGAAUCCUGGAUUCAAAUCUAGAUGGCGCUGUUUAAGUCUCUCUCCGUCCCAGUUGUUUGUCUAGUGUUGUGCCUUUGACCUGUUGUGCCCUACAUGUCUUCGCUCUUAGAUUACUCUUCUUUAAAUACAGAUAUGGUGUUUAUUUCAUGUUUGUUUUGACUAAAUCAGUUCUGUUCCUUGACUCAGAUACUGACUGUGCCCGUUUCCCCCGAGUUUAUUGUUCUUGUUUCAGUGCUUCAUCUGUAUUUAGCUUUUCCGCUCCUGCCCCUAUGCACUUUUCAUUUUGCACCUACCUGCUUUAUAAUGUUCUCACUGUGUGCAUUUUGUUUUUAGAUUUUGUUCCAUUUUUAGAAUCAAACCCCAUGUGAGGCACAAGGAAAUGUCAUGAGCAGUCUCAAGUUUUAUUUAGGAAACUGAUAUAAAUGUCACAUUGACUGCUAAUGCUUUAAGAACUUGAGAUUGCGAGACUUCUCUGUGUCUCUUUUUCCUUAGUAAUCUACUAUUCUUCUUUAGGUCUUGUGCCCCAUGUUGUUUAAGAUCAAACAAAAAGAUGUAUAGAUAAAGAUAUCUUUUUUCACAAAGAUAAUAUAUGCUAUUCUGAAAAACAGGAGGUUGGCGUUUUGGAACACCAACUUGCAAGCAUGCAAUGUGUUGGGUAUAUAAUAUUAUAUGCUGGGAUGUUGUCAUUGUGAAGCUAAAUUGGUGCAUGGACAGCUGACAGAUGGUAUUAAUGAUAUUUAAUUAGUGGAACUUGAAAGAAAAAUAUGGCCCUAUUUGAACUGUUCUGUACAGAAAUCUAUAAAAUCAAACACAGUACUACUGGAAAAACUUGCUUGCUGAGGCUAAAUAUGCUUAUGCAACAUCCCAUGUAUCUGAUAAAAAGUAUAGCUUUCAACCAAUGUUUUUGAGUUGGCCAAAAGUGCAGACCUCUGUCAUAACUUCUUCAGAUAAAAGUUAAAACAAGGUCCAUGUUUAACAUAAAAGUUGUUUUUUUCUGCCAUAAUAGUUAGUCUACAUCACCUGCAUGCUUUAAUAUACAGUACACACACAUUAUAACGUGCUAAAAACCUGCUCUUUCAUCAGAUGUUUUGGGUGUACUGCAUUGUCAACAGUAUUGAUGUAAAGUGUCAAAUAUGUCACUAGGCUGUGGAGAUUGUGGAGCUAGGAAAGGUGUGUUCUGGAAAUGAGUAGUCUUGAUCAGACUGUCUUUUUCAUUUUUUUUUUUUUUUUUGUAUUUUUUUUUAAGUUUGUCUUCUGAUGCAGUUUCUUGCAAUGUACAGAUUGCAAAAUGAUAAUGUUUGAUUUUUAUCAUAAAAUGUGUUUGUGUUUCAGACUUGUGGCGUGCUUAUUUUGUUUACAGUGUUUUACAU
This is a messenger RNA of Onychostoma macrolepis, 4486 nucleotides long. It is a transcript of the gene kctd2, whose product is annotated as potassium channel tetramerization domain containing 2. The coding region runs from base 270 to 1073 and encodes 267 amino acids. The transcript is spliced from 6 exons. The record is from RefSeq and is a predicted model, not a curated record. Gene Ontology annotation, cellular component: cytoplasm; Cul3-RING ubiquitin ligase complex. Gene Ontology annotation, molecular function: cullin family protein binding. Lineage: Eukaryota; Metazoa; Chordata; Actinopteri; Cypriniformes; Cyprinidae. Gene Ontology annotation, biological process: protein homooligomerization; proteasome-mediated ubiquitin-dependent protein catabolic process.